AUGAGCUCUGGGAAAAAUGUUUGUAGAGAUUAUAGGUUAUGAAUUCGAAUAGGAUUUUAUAAAUAAAGAAUGAACUACUUCUAAUAUACCUAAAGUUUUAUCUCAGAUAUUAAAUCGAGCUAUAUAUAUAUAUAUAUAAAAUUGUAAAUUAUAAAUGAGACUAAUUUGUACCAAAUUGUUUUAAUUAUUUACUUUCUACCCAACAUGAUCAAGAACUUUUAGCACUUUCAUUAUUUAUUAAUAAAAAUUAGGUGUAUGAAAACAUGCUGCUAUCUCGACGACUAUUAGCAUUUAAUAAGUGUCAAACAAAAUGUUUUAUUCGAUUACAUUCUUCAGAGCAAAUAGACUAUCUGACAUCAGUUCUUGCUAAUGGUGUGAGGGAUUGGUCUUUAGUACAAGAAAACAUUUUAAAAAAGUAUGGAAACUAUAAUGAUAAGAAUAUAGAUUCAAUGAUGCUAAAAGUUAUGGUAAGAAAUAAAGAAUUUGAUGCUGCCAUGACAUUUGCUGAUUUUUUAAAAAACAAUAACAGAGAUAUUUCCCUGGGUGCUACCAAUGGCUUGCUCAAUCUUUAUUUUCAUUAUGGAAUGGAGCAUGAACUAUCAAAUGUACAGAAGCAGUUUAUUUUGGAUACCUAUGAUAAAUUACAUAAAAAGUAUAAAAUAUUAGAUUAUUCUACCGCUGAGAACUUGUUACAUGCUCUGUGCGUCAUCCAUGAGUGGAAGAAGUGUAUAAAACUUUUAGAAGACAUAAGUGUAAGUGGGACUCCAACUCAUUCAGCAUAUAGUACUUUAAUAGGAACUUUAUUUAAGAUAAAUAAAAAAGCAGAAGCCAUGAAAAUGAUAACUAAGAGUGUAAAUGAUAGAAGGCCUCUCCUAGACUAUGCAUAUGAAGAAUGGAUAAAAUAUAUUAACAGAAAAUAUAAGGACAAGAAAACAGUUUUUAAAUAUUUAAAUGAAAUAUCCACUCAUAUAUCAAAUAGUUGUAUUCCAAUAACAAAUGUAACAGCAAAUAGAAUUAAAGAAGCCUAUAUACAAGUAGAAUGUGAAGCAAAUAUAACUUCAAUUCACAGAAAAACUGGUGAAUGCACAACAUGCCAUCAAACAUUGGAUUGUUUAAAACUGACUGAAGAUGAAUUUACACAACUCCAAAAUAAUGUAAAGGACAAGCUAAUUGUAGGCUCUGAUUUAUUUUUAAAAUCGUCUCCCGGUGAACUGCAAAGAUUUUCAAAGUUUGUUGAAAAGACCGCACCUUAUGAUAUUGUGUUGGAUGCAUUGAAUAUAUCUUUCUUAGCAAAUAAAAAUAUUAAGGAUAGACUGUAUGUUUUGGGCCAUGUUGUUAACUAUUUUGCACAAAAGGAUAUGAAAAUAUUGCUUCUUGGAAGAAAACAUAUGUUGAAGUGGAAUAGAUCUGGUUUGGAGUAUUUAAUGGCAAAAUCCUUAACAUUCUUCACUGAUGAUUUAUCCCAAGACGAUCCAUACUUCAUAACAGCAGCCAUACUCAGCGGUUCUCACACGGAUAUUGUCUCGCGUGAUUUGCUAAGAGGUCAUCGUUUUGUUUUGAAAGACGAGAAUUUAAGAAAAAUCUUCCAAAGAUGGCAGUGGCAGCAUCAAUGGAAAGUUUUCAUGUCCAAAAGAGGCCCUAGUGUACAGUCUCCCCUACCGUUCACACCGUGCGCGCAAUUCAAUAACGGGGUGUGGCACAUACCGUACGAGUCUGAAAAUUCUUGCAAUGAAGGCAAAGUUAACGAUGGUGUUCCCGACUGUGCUACGUGGUUGUGUUUACGACAAAAAACCUAGCCAAUUAUAUAAAUUUUAUGAAAAA
This is a messenger RNA of Zerene cesonia (dogface butterfly), 1821 nucleotides long. RefSeq names its product mitochondrial ribonuclease P catalytic subunit (gene mldr). The record is from RefSeq and is a predicted model, not a curated record. Gene Ontology annotation, cellular component: mitochondrion; mitochondrial ribonuclease P complex. Lineage: Eukaryota; Metazoa; Arthropoda; Insecta; Lepidoptera; Pieridae. Gene Ontology annotation, biological process: tRNA 5'-leader removal; mitochondrial tRNA 5'-end processing. Gene Ontology annotation, molecular function: protein binding; ribonuclease P activity. The coding region runs from base 264 to 1796 and encodes 510 amino acids. The transcript is spliced from 5 exons.